AUGAACCCCGCCAAAAAGCAUAUCGUCUUCGACGUCGUCGGUACCCUCGUCUCCUACGACUACUUCUUCACCGCCAUCGACGCCCGUCUCGGCCCCGCCCUCUCCACCCACAACCUCCCCGCCAAGCUCCUCGGCUUCGCCUGGCUCGAGUCCGCAGAGCGCGAGUACACCUACCUCUCCCUUUCCGGGAAAUACGUCGCCUUCCGCGACGUCUUCAAAGCGGUUUUCUUCCGCGUUCUGCAUUCUGCGGGCGUGUCGGAACCGCGGCGCGUGGCGACGGAGGGGGAUGUCGCGUUUUUGAUGGGGGAGUAUCGGAGAUGUGAGGCUAGAGAUGGUGCGAAGGAAUGUGUGGAUAGGUUGGUAGGGGAGGGGUGGACGGUGUGGGCGUUUACGAGCGGGGAGCGGGAGAGGGUGAAGGGGUAUUUGAGAAGGGUUGGCGUUGGGAAGCCUGAGCUCAGGGUUUAUGAGGGGCUGAAAGGGAGAAUGGGUGUUGAGGCGGAGGGGGUGGGGAAGCUGUGGUAUGCAGCGGCGCAUGCUUGGGAUGUUAGUGCUGCUGGGAGAGCAGGGUUUAAUACGGCGUAUUGUACGGUGCUGGAGAGGGAAGCUUUGCCUGAGAUCUUCGGCAGGACAGACGUCAUGGCGGAUACGCUGCCGGAGCUUGCGGACAGAGUCGUUGCCAAUACGACCUCGCGCAGCCUUCCCGCUGGGAGAACGGACGGGUGUUAG
Molecule: messenger RNA, 726 nt
Organism: Trematosphaeria pertusa
Lineage: Eukaryota; Fungi; Ascomycota; Dothideomycetes; Pleosporales; Trematosphaeriaceae
Product: HAD-like protein
Exons: 3
Coding region: 1-726 (241 amino acids)
Source: RefSeq, a predicted model, not a curated record